This is a messenger RNA of Topomyia yanbarensis, 14847 nucleotides long. RefSeq names its product facilitated trehalose transporter Tret1-like. The annotation marks the transcript as partial. NCBI's taxonomy places the organism in Eukaryota, Metazoa, Arthropoda, Insecta, Diptera, Culicidae. Gene Ontology annotation, biological process: transmembrane transport. Gene Ontology annotation, molecular function: transmembrane transporter activity. The record is from RefSeq and is a predicted model, not a curated record. The transcript has 6 exons. Gene Ontology annotation, cellular component: membrane.
GAGGACUCCGCGCCUAAUCCGUAAAGGAUCAUCAUCCGUCAACCGGCGCUGCACGCCGGUAUUCCAAACCCUCGGGCCGCUGGCCCUAAUCGUAAAGGAGGGUCCCCUCUUGGUGUUGGCCAUUGCGGUUAGCCGCGGUCACGCCGAUGCUUGCCAAGGAGGGAAGACGCCUGCCUGCAUCCAAGCCAGCAACACCCUGUGGUCCGCGCAGCGGCAAUCCAUAAUCGCAGCCCUCGCAGUAUCCAUCGGUCCCCUUGCAGCCGGUCUCGGAAAAGGUUACUCCAGCCCAGCGAUUGCAAGCCUCCAAGAGGUGCACCUCCGGCAGCGAAGUAAUUACACUGCCUUUUCUGUGGACGAUCAGCAGGCAAGCUGGAUUGCAAGUCUUUCGCUGCUAGGCGCCCUAUUCGGCGGCAUGUUCGGAGGCGUCGCAAUGCAGUACGGCCGGAAACGAGUGUUAACGCUGAUGGCACUCCCGUUUUCACUAUCCUGGAUCCUGACGGUGUUCGCCAAAUCGGUGGAAACUAUGUUUUUCACCGCCUUCGUCGGGGGUUUCUGCUGUGCCAUCGUGUCCACCGUGACCCAGGUGUACAUCAGUGAAAUUUCAUCGCCGGACAUCCGGGGUUUCCUGAGUGCCAUCCAGAAGAUAGCUGGUCACCUGGGCAUGCUGAUAUCCUAUCUGCUGGGGGCCUAUCUGGAUUGGCGACAGCUGGCGAUGCUGGUCUCGGUGGCGCCUAUCAUGCUCUUCAUAUCUGUGAUCUAUAUACCGGAAACGCCGAGCUUCUUAGUGUUAAGAGGUUGCGAUGAUGAAGCUCAUCGCUCACUACAAUGGCUUCGGGGUCCACACAAAAACGUAGAGAUAGAACUGGAUACGAUUCGUUCAAACGUACGAACGUCGCGAAUGAACCUGCUAAAUCGUAUGUCCUCACUACCGGCUACAACGACCAGCACAGGGCAGCCACUUCCAACGCACCAUCAGCAAUCGGCGCCCAGUUACCUGCCAGGAUUCGUACGCUCCUGGCAGCUUCCGCGUGUUUCGUUCGAUGCCGUCGCGACCAACGUGAAAGCUGUCAUGCGAAACGCACGCCUGGUCAAACCGGUUUCCAUCACCUGUGGCCUUAUGAUCUUCCAACGUUUCACUGGUGCCAAUUCGUUCAACUUUUACGCGGUAAGUAUAUUCAGCAAGACGUUCGCCGGUAUGAACCCACACGGAGCAGCGAUCGCUGUUGGAUUCGUUCAGCUACUGGCCUCUAUGCUGUCAGGACUGCUUAUCGACACGGUCGGACGUAUCCCCUUGCUCAUAGUCAGCAGUGUUUUUAUGUCGCUUGCCCUCGCCAGUUUCGGUUCGUUUGUUUACUACGGUCACACGAACAAGCUGUUAGCUACGGCCAACUUCGAUCUGGACGAGCCGGUCGGAAACAACGAUUGGAUACCGCUAUUAUGUGUUCUAGUGUUCACAGUAGCUUUUUCGUUGGGUAUUUCUCCCAUCUCAUGGUUGUUAGUAGGGGAAUUGUUUCCCCUGGAGUAUCGAGGAAUCGGAAGCUCUAUCGCGACCAGCUUCAGCUACUUCUGCGCAUUCCUCGGAGUGAAAACGUUUAUGGACUUCCAAAGUCUUUUCGGUCUACAUGGAACAUUCUGGCUCUACGCGUGUAUCUCCUGUGCCGGACUGUUUUUCGUCAUCAUGGUCGUCCCGGAGACCAAGGGCCGAGACCUGGAGGAGAUGGACCCGAAGUACGUGCGAACACUAACGAUAAAUCGAUGAGAUAUGGGAACGCACGUAGAGUAUCUAGUAUAGUAUUUAAUGGGCCCCCGUGCUUCCUCCUUGCUUUUCCGAUACAUAUGCUAGCCUAGCUGCUUUGCCGCCUCGGUUUCGGUAAAAGAUCCCUGUGGCUGCAACAAUUGCUUAAAUAAUCAACUAAUAACUAAGGCGCUUAGAAACACUACUUAUGAAAGGCAAGGAUGUGGGAGUGAGUGUGAAACAUUACAAUGUUCCUAAAUAUGGUCGAGUGCGUGGAGACAAGUGAUUGUAUAAAAAAGAAAACGAAAAGUGUUGCUUAAGAAGGUUUUGUUAUGAAGUGUGAAAAAAUUUAUUCUACGUGUAAAUAAGAUAAAUUGACAGGAGUCCGUACUUAGCAAACAGUUGCAUUUUAAUUGGUACUAAACUUACUGCAGCAACACGCUCUCCACUGAGGUGGUAGAGUGAAUCGCAUGAACUGAUAGUCGAUUAGUUUGUUGGUAUAAGUUUCAAACUGUUAACUACUAGGGAAACUACACUGUACAUAUAGAUCCGUUAAACGCACAAAGGAGUAUUGAUUAACGAAUAGAAUAUCGCAAUUAGUGGCAUAAAUUCGCAAAGCUGGAUUUACAACGUUUAGCUACAUGUUCUGGUUAGGAUGGCAUUUGAUGGGUACAGAUGUAUCCUGCGGAACUUGACUUCGGUGUAGAAAUGCUGAGUUAGAAAGGAAACGGGGGUUGAUUCCCAUUUUAGAGAAACAUUAGUCAAGCGGGAAAUGGAAAUUGACUAUCACUUUUCGGUAUUCUCAUCUAUGACCAUUAGACUGCCAGAAAAAUAAUAAAUUUUUGAAAACUCAAUCGGCCCACCCCUGAGUCGAUUGCUAGUCCCACCAGGAGUACUUGCUCCAAAUUUGAAGCAAAUCGGACAAGUCUAGCUCCUGACCAACGCUACUAAAGUUUGUAUGGGAUUUUUCGACAAUUUACAUGAAGAAAACCCACUAUAUCGCAUUUUCCCCGCUAGGUGGCACUGUAUGCAUCGUAUUAUCACUGUAAGUGAAAGUAAGAAAGAUAAUUUAAUUGUCUAUAACUUCGCCGAAGACUGCUAGUCAACCCGGCUUUGUUAAAAGAAGUUAUUAAACUUUUAACGAAUUGAUGUCUGAGUCAGUUGUUCAUGGGGCCAGUAAAUAAUACAAGUCAUAUUUUGGUUAGAAAAUUUUAGUUCAACCUGUAACCGCAUAGAGGACCCAAACACUAACUUUUCAUAGAAGAGAGAUAAAACAUCGACAUGUUUGGAAGAAUUACUGCAAAAUGCCUGUUCUAUAACUUUGUAGAAGACUCCUAAUUUCUAUCUCCGCAUUAGGUCACCUGGGAGAGAUUCUUCCUCUCCCAAAAGCUAUUGUUUCUUCAGCCCGCUCUCUCAGUGUUAUCCGAACUCUUCGAAAAGCUAAAGUGUGUCCCACAUCAAAUUGCAUCAUGGAAAAUAUGCUGUAGAAAAUAACACAUUGGGUAUUUUCUCUUGAAAUUUGGGUAGAAGCAGUUUAGAGUGUAUUGUUUACAUUGUAUUUUUAUCGCUGAAGUUUUUUCGAAAAUUGGAAGAAAUGGCGUCACCCGAAAAGCAACGUCGCGAAUUGAUUUUGCGUAAGCACCUGGUAAAUCCUCAACUCUCAUCGGGACAUCGGAAAACAACUCGAAAUUGCGCAGUCAACGGUGAGUCGUGUGAUUAAACAUUACUACCAAACUCUGAGCAUCAAACGGAAUGUAGUGAAAGUUUUUAAGCGGAAUCCCAAUGCUUCGGCAAGGUGUGGCCAAAAAGUUAAAUGUAUCCAAGUCUUUCGUUAAGAGAGCCAAGAACCAGGAAAGACUGCAUACGCGUACAAAGCGCAGAAGGCUUUAAAUGGUGACGAACGGCAAAAUACGGUGGGAAAGUCACGGGCCCGGAAACUAUACACCCAGAUGCUGACGAAGCCCCAUUGUCUCAUCAUGUAUGAUGAGACUUACGUCAAGGCGGACUUCCGGCAGCUUUCGGGGCUACUGUUCUUCACCGCCCAGCACAAGUUUGAUGUUCCGCACGAAGUAAGGAAGCUGAAACUUUCAAAGUUUACCAAUAAAUACAUGAUUUGGCAAGCGAACUGCUCAUGUGGCGAGCGGAGUGCGCCAUUCGUGACUACCGGGAAUGUAAACGAAGAGAUUUACCUCCAGGAGUGUUUACAGAAGCGUCUGCUUCCUUUUUUGAAGCAGCACGAGAGCUCUACGAUCUCGUGGCUAGAUCAAGCUUCGUGUCACGAAGUCAAAUAUUGUCCUGGAGUGGUACGAAGCCAACGAGGUUACUUUCGUACCAAAGGAUUUGACCCCCCCCCCCCAACGGCCCGUCAAAAAAUACUGGGUAAUUAUGAAGCAAGCACUACGGUAGCGUCCCAAGGAGGUCAAAUCUGAGGAAGACAUGAAGAAGAAGUAGGUUUCCGUGCAACCAGAACUUAAUGAGGAGAGUUAAGCUUAAGGUGCGAUCGUAAGGUUAUGCUAUUGAAGAUGAAUGAAAAAAUAUUUAUCUAGUAUCUAUUGGCGUGCUUGUGAUAUUUGGAAGAUAUCCCAUUUACAAUUUCAUGCGACAUGGUAAUGAAAUUUUUACGUGAACUCUAUCACAAAAGUUGGAGUAUUAUUCGUGGAAUCAUUUUUAGUUCCAUGCACUUUUUUUUGAAAUACCCAGCUGCUAGCGACCAGUAAUAGGUACGAGCAGUAGAUUUAAAAAAAACUUUAAGAAACACGAGCAUCGUUAUUUAUUUGAUAAGGUUCAUUGUGAUAUCCGGACAGAAAACAAAAAAUGCACAGAGAACCCAAAAUCGUCGCUGUUGUUCUAUCUUAUGAUAAACGCCAUUUUGGGGUAAACUGAGUUAGAUAUGCCAUAUUACUCGUCUAACGAAUCUCUACAAGAUAGCGUUUCCAGAAUUUUGAAAUUUUGUUUGUUUACUGAAAUAUAGCGAGAAAAGUAAUUAGAAAUUGUGAAUGUUUUGCUUCAAAUCAUUAUAUCUUGGGAUUGACUCAAGUUAUUAUAAUGUUUUAGUUGCUUUUAUGUGUAAAAAUGGCAUAAUAAUUUUCAAAAGAAAAAUACAUGUAUUUGGAGAAAAACGCAAUUUUAACUUUAAACUGGAAAUAUUGCCUAUUUGGCAACACUGUAACUAAAAAUAACUAUUUUUUCUAGAUUCCCUGACUCAUUUCCUUCGAAAUGCAUCUAACCGAUUGUUUAUAGACCAAAUGAAGCCAAAGAUAUGAAUAAAAGUUCAUCAUUGGUGAUUUUUUUCUAUAGAAAAUUUUCCAUGUACGAUUAUGACACGUCAUACAAAUUUAUUCAUCAAUACACACCUAUGAUACGUGUGAGUGCGAAUUUUGUUUACAUUUUUAGUGAAAAUUCGCAACAUAGUCAACCGAUGUUCGUAAUAUCUGAGAGAUUAGUACAGAAUAGGUAGAAGCAUCAAUUAUCUUCUUUGAAUUGUUUCUACCAUUUAUAAAUUUCAUGACAUUCAAUCUCAAACUUUAAAAAUCGUUUUUCUCGAAAUGUGCAAAAUGGCGCUUGUCAUAAGAUAGCACAACAGCGACGAAAUAGUAUGCGCGAUAUACUUCACAGAACCAGAUAUCGCGUAUGAGUCUUAUUUUAAUGGUCCAGUUCAUAUUAUCACGUUAUUCCGAGUAAAAAAACCAUUAGUAACCAAAAAGUAAUAGAUCACGAUAAGUCUAAGAUAAUUUACGAAUACCAUGAUAAAACUGCUGAUAUCAUGAACAUUAGUUACACUACUUCCUGAAAAUAAACUUUCAAAUAAAAUUUCAUGAUAACAUGAACAGAAAUUAAGAAAAUCGUGACUAAGAUCUUGAAAUCAUGAACAGAAAUCACACAACUAGUUACAAAAAUAUUUAAAAUCGUGACCAAGAUCCUGAAAUCAUGAACAUGAAUUGAUCUAUUCAUCACUAAAAUAUGACAAUAACGUGAACAGAAAUUACAAAAAUCGCGACUAAGAUCCUGAAAUCAUGAACUUAAAUCACACAACUCGUGACGAAAAUAUUUAAAUUCAUGACAAAGAUCCUGAAAUCGUGAACAUGAAGCAGUCUACUGAUGACUAAAAUAUCACGAUAACGUGAAUGGGAAUUACGAACAUCGCGACUAAGAUCUUGAAAUCAUGAACUUUAAUCCCGCUAACGUCAUGAGUAUUCACAAGAAUCGCGAAUAAGCUUUUGAAAUCAUGAACAACGUUUGACUGUGUAUUCCCAAAUCAUGAACAAGAUUCACAACAAAAACUAAACAUGUCCAGGGAACAACAACAGUAACCUAACCAACCAUUCUAAUGUAGCGCCAUGUAUAUAUGCGGGGCGAACUGGUUUUUAGAAAACACAAAUAGUUUCAUGAAUACAAGGUUUAUUAUUCAUGAUUUCAGGAACUUGGUCACGGUUUUCGUAAAUCGUUCAGUUCACGAAAUCGUGACCUUUUGUUCACGAAUUUAUGAACGGAUUUUUUUCCGUGUAAGCAUGGGGCGUAUCAGUUCGAAUUUUCAAUUUCCGUCACGACCGAAUAUCGUUCGAUCAGGACUCUAGAAAUCUUUCAUAGAUUUAAUGUAUUUUGUCUUUGGUCCGGAAGAAGAUCACAAAAGAUCCGAUUGAGGAACUUGCGUAUAGUUUCAGCCGAGAAGUCGUAAUUAUUUCGAAAUCCAUCUGACCUUGUCAGGGGGAAUCAUUUUUGCACGGUCCUAGAGCCGUAUUAGUCCGGUCUUAGCAUUCCCACUUUCUCAUCAAAGUUGUGGAAACGCUUAUACGUGGAUGUGGAUAGUUCUUUUUAGGAUUUGAGUAAUGAGCCUUAACACCGUUUUGAUUUUGUUUCUGACAGCGCCUUCAUUGAUGUUUACGGCAAAUGUGGCAUUCAUUCGACAAUGAUUUGAACGAAUUGCAGGUCUAUUACUGUCUUUAAUUAGUAUAAGAUCAGUUUUCACGCAUUUUUUCAUUUUUCAUGUAACCAAACAGAGUUGAAAAUAAUCGAAGCUCUUUUUUGACGGGUAAAAAUGAACCUGAUGCGACUGGUGAUGAAAAGAAAAAAUAAUCAUUACAACAUGCGCGUUGUUCAUUCAAUUUAAUAUCGUACAACAUAUUCGUUUACAGUGCGUCAGAGACUGCUUUGAUGCGUUUGAUUCGCCGUUUCACGUCCGCUUCGUGCGACAAUCGGAGACGAAUGAAAACCUUCAAUGAAGGAAUGGGCAGUAGGAUUGCCACAUUCACAGAUUUUUCUGUAAUGUCACAGAUUUAUUUGAUAAUUUGUGGUCACAUAUGAUUUUUCACAAAUUUUCAUGAAAAUUUUACAGAAUUUUAGAAAUAUUCCGUUAUUUGCAGAUUUUUUGGAAAUUUCACACAGAUUUUUAACGUCUCUGGAGUAUAAGAUGGCAAAAAGACUUUUUUGACUGAAACAUAGUUUCCAACGUGGCAUCCCUGAUGGGCAAUUGGUUCGUUUGACGAUUUCGUUGCCGUCGCUGAAUAUUGCAGGUAGAUAUGAUCAAUUUUCAUUCAAAGAAUUUGACUGUUUGUAACUAAUCUUCCCAAAUGAACAUCGUACACAAUGUUCGCUUGGUUAAACACGUGCACAUGUUCGCCUGCACAACCGAAUCCCAUGUACGUAAAGGUUCGUGUCACCAGUUUUCUGUAUCUCACUCUCAUCAUCACUAGCAUUGACUCUUAUUGCCUUGUGCGAUUUUUUUCGUGUAUGCACCCGGUGUACGUACACGGAUGUUCGAACUAGAGUUUGUACAUCGUUCGCUUGGGUUCGAUGUUCGAGACGAACCUGUACAUCGAGACGAAGCAUGUUUGAGGUUGAAUGCGUGCACGAAAUUAUGUACACAGGUACAAACUUGACGAUGUGCAUGGGAAGUGUGUAACGUGAAAAUAAAGAAAAUAAAACAGAAUACUCAGCUUCUCCAGCGGCGACCGUUCGUCUUCACCACAUCAAUUCACUGCACUAGCCGAGCCACCGACAAACAAAGGCUGUCUCAGACAAAGGCUGACCUUCACUAUACUACACUAUACUUUGUUAUACACGCGGAGCUUUAUUUAUGCGACGAUAGGAUACUUUUCUAUCUGCUUCUCGUUUCUUUUGCGGUAAAUUUUAUGCAUUAGACUUGUUCGGUCUAUCCACUCCUUGAAUGCUUACUAUGUAUGUGCUAGAAAAUGCAUAAAAAUCACACCAGAAUAAAAGAGACGGGAAGAGAAAGUAUGCUAACUCGUCGCUGUUGUGCUAUCUUAUGACAAGCGCAAUUUAGCACAAUUCUAGAAAAACGAUUUUGAAAGUUUGAGAUAGAAUAUCUUGAUAUAUCUAAAUGGUAUAAACAAUUCAAAGAAGACAAUUGAUGCUUCUAUCUAUUCUGUAUUAAUCUCUCAAAUAUUGGGAAGAUCGGUUGGCUAUGUUGCGAGUUUUUACUAUAGAUGUAAACAAAUAUUGUGCUCACACGUGUCAUAGGUGUGUAUUGAUGACAAAAUUUGUAUGGCGUGUCAUAAUCGUGCAUGGAAAAUUUUCCAUAGAAAAAAAGCAUCAAUUACUUUUAUUCAUAUCUUUAACUUCAUUUGGUCUAGAUACAAUCAGUGAGAUGCAUUUUGAAGGAGAUGAGUCAAGGAAUCUAGAAAAAAUAGUUAUUUUUGGUUACAGUGUUGCAAAUAUGCUAUAUUUCCUGUUUAAAACUUAAACUAAAUACCAUUGUGUUUGUCAGAUAGUUUUACACAUAAAAACAUGUUAUACAUCAGGAUAACUAGAGCAAAUCCCCAGGCACAGUCAUUUGAAGCAAAAUAUUAAAAAUUUCUCACCACGUUUCUCGCUAUAUUUCAGUAACCAAGCAGAAUAUCGAAUUUCUGAAAACGCCACCUUGUAGAGAUUUUUUAGUCAACUAAUGUGGCAUAUCUAACUCAGUUUACCCCAAAAUGGCGUUUGUCAUAAGAUAGCACAACAGCGACGAACUAUGCAUAUUUCUAGAGCUUUUAAUCAAAACGACAUAUCUACAAUGAGUGACUCUCUUUGUUUACUUUCUCUUUCUUUUUUACGGCAUCGCUAUAGCAUUUUUCACUUAUUUUACAGUACAGAUCGAAAGACGGUGGUUUUGACUAGCAUAUUAUGCAAAGAAUUGAGGGAUAAAUGUUAAAACGACCGAAUUGUUAAUAGAAAAGAAAGUAAACAAUGAGAGUCACUCAUUGUUGAUGUCUUUUUGAAAAAAUAGCCUCAAGAUUUUUGUUUCUCAGUGUACAAACCACUCACAACGAAAGAAAACGAUCUGAUUCGAUCAAAAGCUCGGGUACGAAUGAAAUAAGUCAUUCUAUUAAGUAUAAUGGGUGCAAUUAAACUUAAUCUUCUCACACUGCCUAACCGGUCAAAAUUUUGAUAAGCUCUUUCUGAAGCACUUGUUAAUUUUGAAAUGAUUUUUGAUUUUUUUAAUUCAGAAUCAAAUAGUUGAGUUCUAAAAACACGUAUGAAAAACACAUUUUUUUUUCAAACAAGCACGAUAAAACAAAUAAUUGUACAGAAAUUAGCUAGGGUUACCAACCGUCAUUAUUUUGAAGCACGUGUCCUUAAUUUUGACGAGCUUGGGAAGCGUCCUUCAUUUUACGUCAAAUGAUUGGCUGGCGUCCAAAAGGCGCUAACCCACCUUUUUUUCGAAAAUGACAUUUUUGCAUUUUUUGAUAGUUCUAUGUAAUCCACGUGUACUGCCAUUUAAGAAUUCUGAAAAUAAUUUUUAGAUUUUUUGCUAUUAGCAAUUAAAGUUUAUAUUGUAGGCAAUCCCAAUGCUAGCUGGCGUCCAAAAGGGGCUAACCCCACAUUGAGUCUUAUGGAAGUUUUCUCGUUCGUUUUCCGAGGUUUUAAGAAAAAGUAGUCUAUUGAUUCGCAAUCAGCAAAUUUUAUGCUGUAGCUCACAUAUCGGUGCCCUCGAUAUAAUACUAUAUGUAGUUGGACGUUGACAGGGGCGGCGAAACACUUUACGCCCGAGAGGGUAGAAAGCAUAGGGUGAGGGGUCCAUUAGUAAGGAUUUUUUUCCCUUUUCGCAAUGCACACGCUUACAAUACAUUCACAUUAAAUCACGUUCGUUUAUGCAAAUGGAAUUGUGGUACAUCGAUGUUUUCAAAUGUGUGUAGUGCGAGAUACAUGCUUUGCACAUCUAAAUUUUUUGAAAUGGUUCAAAAUUUAGAGUGGGUAAUUACCCACUCGGUUAUUUUCGAGUGGGUAGUACUACCCAUACUACCCACGCUUUCCGCCGGCCCUGGACGUUGACGUUUCGGCCCAAACAGUCUUUCUUGAAGGUAAGGGCCGCUCACACACUUGCUAUGUAUGGCUAUUUUCUAUAUAAUAUAUAUUUUUUGCACAAAUGUGUAUCAUUGAGUUUAUUUUUUCGAAAACUCCAGUGAAAGUGUCAUGUCUCUACAUUUUCUCAUUCAUUUCCAGAGCCCGACACUUGCCUGUCAAUCACGCAAUACUCUUCAAUUUGGCGGAUUUUUGUAGAUGUGGACGAAAUCCUCUUUAUUGACACGAUACCACUGUCCAUCAUUUAUUUUGGGGCGAAAAGCUUGGUUUUGAAUCCGCAGCUGGAUAUUCCUUGCUAGAUUACGUAAAAUCACUCCUUCAUAAACCAAACUAUCAAUCAGACAAUAUUGCUAGAUGAUCAGUUUCUGGGCAACUUUAUCGCCGAAUACAAUCUUGAAUUUGCUUGGCAUCUUGUUCUGGAACCAGAUAAUUUGUCCGGGAGCAUGCAGACACAGGUUUCCUACAUGGAUGUGUACAGGAUCAAUUUUUGAAGUAGAAUACUUCUAAUGGUUCAAUACAGAGGUCCCCUUUCAAAAUUAUUACUAACUCCGUAAAAUUAGUGAAAAUAACGAAAAUGGUGGAUUUUGUGAAAGCAGUAAUUAUCUGCGCCAUGAUUGGUCCGUACUAUUCGUCUGAGCGAGUUAGCAUUGUUAGUACGGCCCUUUGUCAUCAAACGAACUACAACACAUGUAUAAGGCAUGAUCCAGAAUAAAAAAUUUAUUUGUUUACUUUUUGAUGCCAAAGCAGCUGCAGCAUAAUUGCAGUUUCUCGUCAAACGUGGUUAGCCUGAGCCGGCAAUAAAGGAUGUGUGGCACCUGAGAGACUCAAUCAAAUACGUGAAGUUAUAAAUAGAAGUACCGUCAUUCGUCACUCGCUUGCCAAAUGAGCAACAUCAUGGCUGUAACAUCCGGGCGGUACAGUAAGCGGUUAAACACCGUUAACUAUGUUCGAAUUUGAACUCGGUUCUUUGCUGUGUGCAAAGCUUAUCACGCGCGCGAUUUGAAGCGAACGAGUAUAGUAAUGCUAUGGUAUGGUUCAAGUUGUGUACACUCGACGAUUUGCAAAAUGAAGUUGCACACAUGUAAUGUGCCAUUAAGCGUUGGGAAAAUAUUUUUUUGGGCUGGUAAUGCUCAAGUCAUAACCUAAAGUAAUGAGCCUAUUGGAAUACGUUUAAUAUUUCAGAUAUACGUGAUGCGUUUUUAUUACUAAAGCAUCUGAUAACAUGCUUUUAGAAGUAUUUCUAAUGCACGGGUGGACUCAAUCGGGUUUGUGCUUACAUAAAAGUUAGUUUUUGGUAGGUGAGGAAAUUAAGUUAUUUUAGAUUAGUGACCAAGAAUGGAUUUUAGUUUUAUCACAGGUUUGCAAGCUUUAGUUUUUAUACUGAUCAAAUUACAUAAGGCAUUUCCAGCAGCGGGUUUUUUUAUAGAAGCUUCAAAGUGGAAUUGAAACGGAAACGAACCUUAGCAGAGCGUUUUGAUUUAUUAUUUCCAACAGCUUUUUUUAAAACUUGGAUACUGAUAUAUGCUGCCGUUCUGUUUGUUGUUUCUAGGCGGAACUUUUCCCACUGAACCUCGUGUAUUUUUCAAGCAAAUCGCUGCUAGGACUUUCCAAAUCUAACCACUAAGAUAGACCAUUGCUACAGAAUUAAUAAAGUGUUUGAAAACUAAGUGCUGCAUACCUUACCAUUUGGUCUAUUAUGUGUUUAAUUUACUCUAAGCCAAUUUGAUAACCCUAAAUUAAUUGAAUUUAUCAAGUGAAAGUCUUGUUCAUAAUUAUGACGAUAAUUUCACAAAAACAGAAAAAAAAAUUCUGAUUCAACAAUGUUAACGAAGUAAUGCUGAAGUAACGCCCCAAACAAAGAAAUUCAAACUCACAUUAGUUCAUUAAUAGCGUUUUCGUUUUUUAUUGGUGCUACACCGGUGUAGUGCACAAAAAGAGAUAGACUGAUUACACCCAAGUUUGAAUGAGUGUAGCACCGACUACAACGGUGUAGUGCAAAGUCAAAAACGAAAACGCUAUAAGAUUAAAAGUCUACGUAUCUGAAAUCACGCAAAAAAGGGCCGUAUUGUGCCAGGGCCUACUUUAAUGCGUUGGAUUCGUUGUUUCACGUUCGCUUCGUGCUAUAAUCGGAAACGAAUGAAAACCUGCAUUGAAUGAAUGAGCAGUUCGUUCGUUUGACGUUUUCGAUAGCGUCAUUGAAUUUCGAAGAUCCAUGCAGCUGAUUAUGAUCGAUUUCCGUUCAAAGAAUUUCAAUAAUUGUAACUCCUUAACCAAGUAUGCAUCCGUCUUUUGAGUUCCGUGGGAAUAUCAAGUGUAUACUCAGAAUAGCCAUGCACCCAUUUGUAAUUAUUUCGACUAUACGCAGAGAACGCAUUAGAAAAUAUCGCCGAAACUAUUUCGUUUGUUGUUGCUAAUGGCCCAUUAAAUACUAAGGUAGUAUCAUCGCGUGCCGUCAUUAAGGACGUAAAACCCAAUGUACGAAUACUAAUGGCAACAAUUUAAGUGAACAAAGUUACACCAGUCAAAUUAAACAGUUUUAUCUAAUAAUCUGAAAACAGAAGAGGUCCUUUUCAUAGUGACAAUAAAUCAAUAGAAUCAAAUAUAAAUAUAAACAUUAUCAAGUAAAGACUAUGAAAUCAAUGAAAGAAUCUCUAUUUCUUUAGAUAAGUGUAAACUAUUGCAUUUGUUUUUAACAAACCGCCAUCUUGGCAGUGUGGCGAAACAAUAGCGCUUGCGUGAAACUUAAUUAUUUAUUUGUAUCAAAAAGAAAGAAUCAUUUAUACAUAUAGUCUGUAAGAGAUGAAAAAAUGGUAGCAAACUCUUUUUACAUACUAAAGUAGCAGCUUAGAAGAUGUAUAGAUUGAAACUAAUCAAAAAGCUAGAUAACAGCAGAAAGAAUUUUUAACAAGUUAGUUAAAAGGAGUGAUAAUGUUUUUAUUUCAUCUCCCAGCAUAGACCGAACAAAUUUCCAAAACAGUAUAGUUCAACUUGACAUAUCGUGGAAUAUGAAAACCCAAGUAUCAACCUACACUAUCCAACAAGUACAAAAUUCUAACCUAUCAUUUUUUUACCUUUCGAGAGUAUCAAAUCAUAUCCUCAUGGUGGUAUAGAAUAGACGUUUUUUUUUGGCUUAAAUGUUUUUAUUUGCUUUCUCCGUUCGAAAUCUUAUCGGUACUUAUUAGAAAUAAGCGUAGAUGAAUCGACUUCAAAAGUAAACGACAAUAAUAGAUGUAAAUUAGAGAAAGAAUUAUGAAGAAAACACUGUCAUAUCAUGACAAUAACUAGGAUAUAAAAAUACUAGUUGACAGAAAAUUAUGUAAAGUAUAAAAAUAUAAAAACAGAAUGGAGAAUCACUUUUUUAACGAUUCACUCAAAAUAAAUAAAAGCAUGACGUGAAAAUCACUCGAACGCUUGACGAUUCUAGGGUAAAUUUUGCUAGACUAACAGAAAUAAAAACAAAAUUGAAAAUAUAUACUCUAGCUUUGCUAAAAAAAAACUCGAAGCUCAGAUUGAGAAAAUGUUUCACGGUACCAUAGCAAUGUAAUCGAUUUAGAAGAUCAGAAACCUGCUGUUUCGCAAAGUCUAAUUUUCAUCUUAAAUACUAUAUCUAAAGAAAAGCUAGUUCUUGUUGAUCUUUUCCAGAUUUUAUUACAAAAGGUCGUGAAACUAGACUGUUUUAAAUCUUCAACAAAAAAAACUCACUUAGUAUUUUUCGCAGGUUAGCAACUGAGUCUUUGAGACAAUGAAGCAAAUUAAAACGAUAAAGGAUCGAAUCUUGUUACACAAUCUUAACCAAAUUGAAAUCAUUGCAUCCGGAUAUAACAAUUUAUUGCUGUGAAGAAAACGGCUAUAUCGCUCGAUGCUUACCGUACGUAACAAGCAGUGCAAUUUCAGAACUGAAAGUGUUUGAAUUUCUCAUUAAUUUAGCUUCGUAUAAUUUCCCUCAUUAAAACUUUCAUAAAACGUAUGAUUUUGUUUUUUUUAUGGUACUUGCGAAAGAAAUUCCUUAUGAUUUAUAUUGAUUGGUUAAGAAAAGUUCACAUCCCGUGCCUCAAUAAAUCGUUGCAGUUUCAUAAGAACAGCUUGUUUGAGUUCCGUUGAUCACAUAUUAUUCUGAAUUUGCAUACAAAUGAUUAAGAAUUACCUAAAGUCAAACUAUGUUCAAAGCUUAUUGUUAGGAACAAACGAGGAUAUAUUCUAAAUAUAGAAGUACAGUAUCAAAACUAAUCAUAACAAAAAAAUAGAGAAAAACACCCAAUUUACUGAAAACUCCAAUAAAGUGUAGCUUUAAAUGUGGACAAUAAAAUGAUAGCGAUACAAUUAUCAACCGACAACAGAUGAAACUAGCAAACUCUGAGUAGCAAAUGAUAGAAUCAAACAAGAUAAAUCCUGAUGAAACGUUAAACAAGUGGUAGCGCUGUUGACCAUUUUUAUAAAUGCCAAGUAGCGGACAAGUGUAGGAUUUUUUUUUUUGUUCACCGGCCUGAGGUUGGAUUAAUAUAAAAAAACGAGAGUGCAAGUAUUUUGCGUACUUAGUUGCGAUGAUGAUAACCCGUAAUACUGAAGUGUUCAAAAUUAGUAGAAGAUCGCGAUAAAAUAUCAAAAAAAAACUAGUCAGAAGUAGCUAAUUUCGUUCGAAAAUGGUAGUAUUUUGGUUCUACGUACGAAUCAGUAAAUUGCUUGACGAGAUAUAAACUUUUAACCAAUUCCACGAAAAAUAAUCGCGUACGCCGGGACGGGUUCCAGUGUAGCUUGUGCUAAAUUUGUAAGAUUGACCUAAACAGAGAAAAUAAAAAUUAUUUGCAAAAAGA